GUAAUAUAUUGCUUCCAUUUUGAUUCGAAGAGAGAAAUAGAAGAGAUAGCUACGAAGCUAAGCUUCUCCAAGCUGUGACCCACCGACUGUACCAGAGAAACACUUUCCUCCACUCUCUCUUCUCUUCUUCUUUCUUUCUUCCACUGCUAACAGUCAAUUCCUCAACCCUAAUAACCGUUUUCCUCGCUGUUCUCUCUCCCGAUUUCUAACAUUCCUCCGCCUUUCGCUCCUUCCGGCCACCGCCAUGGCAGUCGUUUCGCGAACUACCACCACCUACUCCUACAGCCACUUAUCCCGACGACACUUCGAUAGGGAAACCAAAGCCUCUGCUGCCAACACUUUGUCAUGCUCUGCCUGGGUUUCUGCUAAGAAGCCUUCUCCGACGCAGAGGAUUGCCACACGUGGGGGAAGAGUGAUUGUUGCUGCUAGCCCUCCCACUGAAGAUGCCGUGGUUGUCACGGACCCACUCACCAAGCAGGAUCUUGUGGACUAUCUUGCCUCGGGUUGCAAGCCCAGGGAAAACUGGAGAAUAGGUACUGAACACGAGAAGUUUGGUUUUGAGUUUGGAAGUUUGCGUCCUAUGAAGUAUGAGCAAAUAGCAGAAUUAUUGAAUGGAAUCGCUGAGAGAUUUGACUGGGAUAAAAUAAUGGAAGGUGAUAAAAUUAUUGGACUCAAACAGGGAAAGCAGAGCAUAUCAUUGGAGCCCGGUGGUCAGUUUGAACUUAGUGGAGCCCCCCUUGAAACCUUGCACCAGACUUGUGCUGAAGUUAAUUCCCACCUUUAUCAGGUAGGCCACAUGUUCUUGUGAGGGAGAUCUGUUGUU
Molecule: messenger RNA, 823 nt
Organism: Vigna umbellata (rice bean)
Lineage: Eukaryota; Viridiplantae; Streptophyta; Magnoliopsida; Fabales; Fabaceae
Source: RefSeq, a predicted model, not a curated record